CCCUGGUUCUAGACAAUACUUUGUAUUUGUAGUGCAACAACCAAAACACACAAUGUCUCGACCAUACGACAACACAAACAUUGACCAACUCCAACGCGAUGCAGACGACUGUCUACUUACGUACGGAAUAGCCUUCCACCCCAAGAUCAUCACAUCUAUAGAUGGAAUCUAUGUCGAAACCGCAUCCGGCCACCGCAUGAUGGACUUCACUUCCGGCCAAAUGAGCACCCUAAUCGGCCAUGGCCACCCAGAAGUCGUCAACGUAGUCCAAAUCCACGCCCAGCACUUCGAUCACCUCUUCAGCGGCAUGAUCAGUCCUCCCGUCAUCAACCUCGCCAAACGCCUCACCAGCGUCGCCCCACCAGGCCUCGACAAAACCUUCUUCCUCAGCACUGGCGGCGAAGGCAACGAAGCCGCCACCCGCCCCGCCAAGUUCUUCACUAGGAAAUUCGAAAUCGUCGGCCUCGCAGCGUCCUGGCACGGUAUGACGGGCGCAUCGCUCGGUGCACAGUAUCACGCUGGACAUUCUGACUACGGACUAAACAUGAUUGGGAAUUUAGCGCUGCCGACACCGAAUUCUUAUCACUCGAUUUUCCGGAAGGGAGAUGGGACGUAUGAUUGGGAGACGGAGCUGAAUUACGGGUUUGAUUUGCUAGAUAAACAGUCUUGCAGCCGAUUUUAUCCAGUGGGGGGGAUGUUGGAACUUCCGCCUGGGAACCUCAAAGCGUUGAAGCAGCAUUGCGAGAAGAGGGGGAUGCUACUUGUUGUCGAUGAAGCGCAGACUGCGCUUGGGCGAGCAGGCGAUAUGUUCGCUUUUACACAUCAUCCAGAGGACGAGGGCGUGGUGCCUGACAUUCUUACUCUAAGCAAGACGCUGGGGAACGGUAUGCCGCUCAGUGCGGUCCUGACGUCGAAUAAAAUCGCCAGUCAGGCGAAAGAGAAUGGGUUUUUGUUAUACACUACACAUAUUAACGAUCCGCUUCCUGCAGCUCGGCUCAGUGUCAAACUUCAAGCUGAACUCAAACGGCUUCAAUCUCGCUACGGAUGUAUUGGCAAUGUGCGUGGUCGCGGUCUCAUGGCUGGUGUGGAGAUUGUCAGUGAUAGGAAGACGAAGGCUAGUGCUCCUGGUGUCGGAGCUACAGCGCAGUUGGCUACUAUGGCGUCUUUUGGUGGCGUUUUCCGGAUUGCACCUCCGAUUACUGUUACAAAAGUGCAGUUGGAUGUUGCAUUGGGGAUUAUUGAGGAGGCGCUGAAAACGACCUCAGACACUAUGCCGUUGUAUGUGACAGAUGAGAUUGCGGUGGAUGGCCAGCCUAUUGUGAAGUCAAACAUCUAA
Bipolaris sorokiniana ND90Pr is the source of this 1336-nucleotide messenger RNA. RefSeq lists its product as uncharacterized. The transcript is spliced from 5 exons. Gene Ontology annotation, cellular component: mitochondrion. Gene Ontology annotation, molecular function: pyridoxal phosphate binding; transaminase activity. The record is from RefSeq and is a predicted model, not a curated record. Lineage: Eukaryota; Fungi; Ascomycota; Dothideomycetes; Pleosporales; Pleosporaceae. Bases 53 to 1336 code for a protein of 427 amino acids.